AUGACGGCUGCAAGUGUCAACAAUCUGCCCGACUACAUCGAUCCUCGGCUCGAGCCUGUCCCUACGAUCGGCGGACGAGAAUAUUGGAAAUCCAAGAAUAAUAGCCAUAAUGCUUGGAGCCACCAAGCAAAUAUUGUGGCAGAAAACCCAUUGUCAGACGUUCUCAAAGGUCGCAAAAUCAUAAUGAAAGAUAACAUGUCUGUUUAUGGUCUUCCCCAUACCUGUGGAACCUUCCCUCAAUUUGUUUCCAAGGACGGAAAGUACCCGAUCGCUUCGAUCGACGCAUCGAUAACAAGGAGAUUACUAGAGGCUGGAGCCACCAUAGCAGGGACAUCGACGUGCGAGAACUAUUCUCUGACGCCCAUGUCCUAUACUUCAGCCAACGGACCGGUCCACAACCCGUGGCUGCACGAUCAUAAUACUGGCGGGAGCACUAGUGGAGGAGCAUGUCUUCUUGCCCUAGGGAACGCUCGGGCUGCCGGAGUCCCUGGUCUGGACAAAGCUGGGGAAGAUGUUGACCUGGCAAUGGGCGGCGAUCAGGCAGGGAGCAUUCGCCUUCCGUCUUCGUAUUGCGGAGUCUAUGGCCUUAAACCCACCCAUGGCUUGGUCCCGUAUACAGGAAUUGCUGGACUUCAUCCAAUGAUCGACUACACGGGUCCAAUGGCGAGAAAAUUGGAAGAUAUAGCCACUCUACUCACAGUAGUUGCGGGCUAUGACGGCCUGGAUACGCGCAUGACGCCCGAAUCGCCACUCCGGGAACAUGUUGUUGACUAUGCGAAGCAACUAGCUGCUGCAGAGAACCCGGGCAAAGGCCUUAAAGUUGGUAUCAUCACAGAGUCAUUCAGUGCUCCAGGCACGCAAUCAGAAGUCGCAGAAACGGUGCGUUCCGCUGCUUUGAAACACUUUGGAGCCAGCGGUGCGACAGUAUCCGAGGUCUCGAUCCCGAUGCAUCUGCUCGGCCCUGCUAUCUGGACUGCAGCGACAAGGACACAUCUUGCCGGACUGGCCGUUGGCGGCCGAAUACCCGACGUGCUCAGCCAUAAUAUCCCGCACCUGUCCCUGAGAUGGCCUCCAGAUCAGGAAAUGUAUGAUCUGUUGACUGUGGCCAAUCCCGCCGUCAUAAAUAUAAUUUUCUGCGAGACGUUUUUAAAAGAAAAGUUUGGUCCGGAAGUUCAGGCUAAAGCUCAUCGCCAUGUGUUGCAGUUAAGAGCAGCUUACGAUAAGGCACUGGAAGACUUUGAUGUCCUUAUCACUCCUACCACACCAACGGUUGCUCCUCCACACCCUGAUCUGCGACCCGAGGCCGAGGGCGGCAGCAACGUUAUGGACAAAAUCAAACUGGCAGUUGGAUCAACCAAUAACACCUGCCCAUUCAAUUCCACCGGCCAUCCGGCCUUGAACGUGCCCUGCGGUUGGGCAUUUGCACGAACCGCGAGUGGGGUGCUCCCUGUCGGCAUGCAGGUGAUUGGCAAGAGAUGGGAUGAUCUUGGAGUGAUGAAGGCUGCGAAAGCAUUCGAAUUAGGAGGAGGUGGUCUGGGCUCCUGGCCUGGCCAAACGAAAGCAUAA
Cladophialophora immunda is the source of this 1566-nucleotide messenger RNA. RefSeq lists its product as uncharacterized. The record is from RefSeq and is a predicted model, not a curated record. Lineage: Eukaryota; Fungi; Ascomycota; Eurotiomycetes; Chaetothyriales; Herpotrichiellaceae. Gene Ontology annotation, molecular function: catalytic activity. The transcript has a single exon. Bases 1 to 1566 code for a protein of 521 amino acids.